Molecule: messenger RNA, 7131 nt
Organism: Orcinus orca (killer whale)
Lineage: Eukaryota; Metazoa; Chordata; Mammalia; Artiodactyla; Delphinidae
Gene: RMND1
Product: required for meiotic nuclear division 1 homolog
Exons: 11
Coding region: 174-1400 (408 amino acids)
Biological process (GO): positive regulation of mitochondrial translation
Source: RefSeq, a predicted model, not a curated record
UGUGCGCCUGCGCAGUGUCGGGCGCUGGGCGGGGCGCUGGGUUGGUGUUGGGGCUGGCUGCGGGAGCGCAAGACUGCAGCCGGUACUCUGUCUCUUGCCUGCGGCGGAGGCGCAGGAGCGUGCGCCUUUGGCGCGUCUGUCUUUUCUUCCCGCGGAGAGCUUGAGAUGUGGUAAUGCCAGCCAGACUUCUCAGGUCCUUGGCCAGAUCUCACUAUAUUUUAUCAGAAGCGUGUCAGUGCCAAAGACUUGUUCAUCGAACAUUAAAACCACUUAAGGAAUUUGAGACCACAACAUGCAACACCCUGACAAGAAGUCAGAACGUGAAUUUCUUCUUUCCUGAUACAGCAGCUGUUGGUUUGAAUAAGUCCCAGGUCCUGGAAAUGAACCGGAAAAUAUCAAAUACAAAUGUACUCUCUCCAUUAAACACCGCAUGUUACCAAGAUGAAAAAGAGCACCUUCCAACCAGGAACUCCCUUGGUACUCAUAGGAAAGUGAUUCACAAACCAAAUCUGUUAGGUUUUAAGUGGUUUAUAAAAAUACUGAAGAGACAUUCCUCAUCUGUGUCAACGGAAACACUUGUUUCUAAACAAGACUUUCCGCAAAUCAAGAGACCACUGAAAGCAUCAAGGACCAGGCAGCCAUCCAGGACCAACCUUCCAGUUCUGCCUGUGAACAAGGACCUGAUGCGCUGUACUGCGUUUGCAACCGCAGAUGAAUACCAUCUUGGAAGUCUCUCUCAAGAUCUGACCUCCCAUGGAUAUGUUGAAGUAACAAGCUUGCCUAGAGAUGCAGCAAAUAUUUUGGUGAUAGGUAUGGAAAAUUCUGCAAAAGAAGGUGAUCCUGGAACAAUAUUCUUCUUCAGGGAAGGAGCUGCUGUCUUCUGGAAUGUGAAAGACAAAACUAUGAAGCAUGUGAUGCAAGUUCUUGAAAAACAUGAAAUUCACCCCUAUGAAAUUGCAUUGGUGCACUGGGAGAAUGAAGAGCUUAACUACUCAAAAACAGAGGGACAGUCAAAACUUCACAGAGGGGAAAUCAGGUUAAAUUCAGAGCUAGAUUUAGAUGACGCCAUUCUAGAGAAAUUUGCUUUCUCAAAUGCUCUUUGCCUUUCAGUGAAACUGGCUAUCUGGGAAGCAGCACUGGAUAAAUUUGUUGAAUCUAUUCAGUCGAUUCCAGAGGCUUUAAAAGCUGGGAAGAAAGUGAAACUAUCUCAUGAAGAAGUUAUGCAGAAAAUGGGUGAACUCUUUGCCUUAAGACACCAUAUAAACUUGAGUUCAGACUUCUUGAUCACUCCUGAUUUCUACUGGGACAGAGAAAAUCUGGAAGAACUUUAUGAUAAAACUUGUCGGUUCCUCAGCAUUACUCGUAGAGUUAAGGGGCUUCCCUGGUGGCACAGUGGUUAAGAAUCUGCCUGCCAAUGCAGAGGACAUGGGUUCGAGCCCUGGUCCAGGAAGAUCCCACACGCCGCGGAGCAGCUAAGCCUGUGCGCCACAACUACUGAGCCUGCUCUCUAGGCCCACGUGCCACAACUACUGAAGCCCGCAUGCCUAGAGCCCGUGCUGCACAAAAAGAGAAGCCACCGCAAUGAGAAGCCCGCGCACCACAACGAAGAGUAGCCCCCGCUCGCCGCAACUAGAGAAAGCCCGUGUGCAGCAACGAAGACCCAAUGCAGCCAAAAAUAAAAUAAAUAAUAAAAUAAAUAUUUUUUUUAAAAAAAGAUCUAUGCAUUAAAAAAAAGGAAGAAUUCUUUCUACUCAAAAAGACAACCCAGUUUUUUAAAUGGGCAAAAGAUUUAAACUGACGUCUCACAAAAUAUGUGAACGGCCAAAUGAACAUGAGAAGAUGUUCAACGUUAUUGUUGACCAGGGAAGUGCAGAUUAAACCUGCAAUGCGCUGUUACGACACACUCACUAGAAUGACUAAAAUUAAAAGGACUGACAAUACCAAGUGUUGGGAAGGAUAUAGAGCAGAUGGAAGUGUCACACAUUACUUGUGGGAAUAUACAUCGUUAUAGCCACUUUGCAAAAACAGCCCGGCAGUUCCUCAGAAAUUUAAUUGUUGUGUUACUAUACGAUCCAACAAUUCCACUCCUGAGUAUUUACUCAUGAGAAAUGAAAACAUAUGUCCUCACACUGAUUUGUACCUGAAUGUUCUUAGCACCUUUAGUCAUGAUAGCCAAAAACUGGAAACAAUCAAAUGCCCAUCUGUAGGUGAAUGGAUAAAGAAAUUGUGGGAUAGCCAUACAGUGGAGUACCACUCAGCAGUAAAAGCAAUGAACUACCAUCCAUGCAACAACAUGAAUGAAUAUCAGGAUCGUUAUGCUGAGUGAAAACCAUCGAGACACAAAAGAAUCCAUGCUGUUAUAUUUAUAGGAAAUUCUAGAAAGGCUAAUCUAAUCUAUAGUUACAGAAAAUAGAUCAGUGGUUCCCUAGGGCUUCGAGGUGGAGUGGUGGGUAGGGCAGUAGAUUCCAAAGGGGCACAAGGGAUCGUGGGGUGAUGGAAACGCUGUGGUGUUACUUACAUAGUGUCUAUCUGUGAAAAGUCUUCAAAUUGUAAACUUAGAAUGGAAACAAGUGCAGAUUAUUGUAUGUAAAUUAUGCCUCAAGGAAAACUUGAAAAUAAACCUUUUGUGAGAAUUCUCUAAUGACAUUAAACAAAAGCAUCAACCUUGAUGAGCAGCCGUAUUUACUAGGGACGAAUUUGGAAGUGCUCAAGAGUUAUGGCUUUUGGAUGUCUCCCCUUUUUCUCUUGGAAUGAAGACGUUCGGUGGAACCACGAUCGUUGGGGUGAAGUAUAAAGAUUAUUGCCACCAGGGAGAUGCAUCAGACCUCUUCUGAUGACCAGCCUGUCGUGCUGAGUUAAGUCAGUAAUGGUGGCUGAGCAACCAAGGUAAACCGGCUGCCCGGGAAGUGUGCGCUCAAGCAUCCUCCCCCCCCCUCUGUCCCCACCCCCAUCCUGUGUCCUUCCUCAAAUCACGGCACCUUUGAUGCCCACGGUGUCCUUCACAUGUCCCUCGUGGACAAGAGUACAGGAAAAGAGAACAGAAUCGCUGAAGUCACCAACGAUGAAGGUGGUUUGAGCAGGAAACAUCCUGAGUGUGUGGUCCAGAGGAGAAGUGUAAAGAUAGGAACUUACUCAACAUGAACACUGCAUUCAGCGUGAAAGCCACAGCUGAACAUGAGGAAUGUUAAAACAGGAUCGAUCGUGAACAUUGACACGCAGUGAAGUAAUCAACUAGCUGGACCAGCAUCACAGUGCCAAGUAGGAAGGGGAAACCUGGAGAAAGUGCCUCUGCGUCUUCACUUUGCUCAAGCAGAGGGAGGGGAUGUGCCAGGAGGGCACUUGGGGUUCGCUGGGGACAGUGCUCCUCUGAGUGGAGAGGCUCCCUCAGUGCCCAGUGUGGGGAAAUUGAUCGCAGCCCAGGGAGCAGGUGGAGCAGGUCCCCUCAGUCCCCAAACUGGAAGAGCCCCGGAACAGGUCAGUUCCAUGGUAUUUUUCAAAAAACUCUUAUGUGAGUUCUGUGUAACUAUAAUGCUGCUGACUUCCGAAUCCUUAACUGAGUACCUGGAAUAAUGCGUACAUUGCACUUAAUCCGUGCUGUAAAACAAGUGGAAAAUAACUCAGGUAGUGUCCUGAAGAAUAGACAUAAAGGUCUGUUUCAACUGGGCACCACUUGCCCGUGUGCUUCUGGAGUACGUGGCGCGCACUCCUGGGGGCGGCAGUUCACGCACCGCGUCGCGCUGAUCUGAUGGCACCACGGAUUCAGUGCCUUGUGAGAAGCCUCUUCUCACCUUCUCGGGGUAGCCUCCUCACAAGGCAGGGAGAGAGCACCCAGUCCGGUGUCUCUGCCUCUCCUUGUAAGGAUGUUAAUUUAGACCUCAUCUAAACCUAAUCACCCCCAAAGGCCUCAUCUCCAGAUACCAUCAUCACAUUGGGGGUUAGGACUAUCAACAUGAAUUUUGGGGGAACACGAACAUUCCGUCCAUAUUACCAAGCAGUCCCUGGAAAUCCACUGUAAAUUUUCUUUACGAGCUAAAAUUUGUUUCUUUUAAAUUGUUUUUUAUAAAUUACAUAUUUCUUCCACAUCCUUAUUGGCAUCUGUGUAGGAACUGGGGCAAGGUGGCUAAAAGGAGAAGUAGCAGGUAUUCAGAGGGGAAAAGGGGAUUUAUGUGAAAUUGGAGCUGCACUCGUGAGAUUCCCCCUCUCCUUCCUUAAAACACAGCAGCGAAAGAGCUAGAAGCUGCUUUCCCUGUAAAUAUGUGAUGAGUACACUCCCCUCUAGAACGCAGCUUCGUGAAAUCAGAGAACAGGAUCGUCGUCUUCCUGGCUCCCUUCCCGCUUCUUGGCAAAGGCCUCACGUAGAAUAUGUGCGCCAUAAAUAUUUGUAGGAUUAAUCAGUGGUUGAGUUCAAAGUGAAACUCACUGUAUUCUCCCAGAAAAUGCAGUUGAACCUUCUCUAUUUCUGUCUCAGCUAAUAGCACGACCACCUGGUCAGUCAAGCAGGAACUUGAAACUCACCAUGGUUUCCUCUUUCUCCUUCAUCUUCCACAUGCAGUCAGAGCAUCCUUUCGUUUUCUCCCAAGUGUCAUGCAUUCAUUGCCAGAUAUUUAUUGAAAGUCUCUACGACAGGCCCUGGGCUGCUGAGACAGGGAGGGAUGCCAAACUGACCCGCCUCCUGCGCCCAGACAGCUGAUGUGCAUCUCCCACCCCCGUUCACCCUAAUACCUUCUUCUUUGUCUCCCAGCCUCUAGGCUGGGCCCUGUAGCCAGAAGACAGAGACACAUCUGUCUUACUCACCAUUUCAUCUCCUCUGCCCAGCACAGUAUAGUAAACACUGAACAAAUAUUUUAAGAGUGGACAAAGGACUCCCUUACCUGCAGGAGAAAGUUGCAACAUGAUCGUGCUAUGUAUUCAUUUCUACUGCGGCUGCAGCAGAUUACCACAGGCUGACUUAACACAGAUGUAUUAUUUUACAGUUCUGUAGGUCCGAAGUCUGACCUGGGAGUCACUGAGCCAAAGUCAAGGCGUUGGCAGGGCCGCGUCCCGCUCCGGAGGCUCUGGGUGGGAGCCACUUCCUGGGCUGUUCCAGCUCCGAGGGGCCACCCACUGCCCUUGGCUCAGAGCCCCUCUUCCGUCUCGCAUCGCUGAGCUCUUCUGCCUGCCAUUCCCACUUUUAAGGACCCUUGUGAUUGCCCUGGGCCCACCCAGAUAAUCUAGGAUUGUCUCCUUAUCUAAAGAUCGUCUGACUUAACAAGCUUAAUUCCUGCACAGUCUUAAGUAGCCCUUGCUGUGUAAUACUCGUGGGUCCCGAGGAUUAGAAUGUGAAUAUCUGGGGGACCAUUUAUCUGCCUACCCCCUAUGGUCUAUAGUACCGCUCACAAUUCAGUACUUAACCUUUUUUUAACCUUACCUCCAAGCACUUUCAGGUUUUUCGCUAUCUAGCUGUACUUGCCUCCAUGCUGUUUCCUCUACUAGAAAUACUGUCCCCCUGGCGCCCCACCUUUUCUUCCUGGCACCUGCCUAUUUAGAGCCUACUUCACAUUUACCACCUCUGUGACCCUGUCCCCGUUGUCUUCUGCUCCAUCAUCUGUGCGCAUGAAACACGUCUGAUUCUGUAACCGAAGGACAUAGGAAGCAUGUGUUAGUUGGGGCUCCCUUGCUUGCACACGACAGAAGGACAAUUGGAAUGACCUUACUUAUCUCCGUGUACUGGCUCACGGGGCUGAGAAACAGGGAGCAGGUGUGAAACAGGGAAUGUCUGUUGCACAGACCCAGGCGGGUCACCAGGACUGCUUCUUGCCUCAGCAUCCUCUGUACCAAUUUGGCCUCAUCCUUUCCUUCUUGGUGGCAUUCUCUCGGCGAUGGGGGGAAGGGAUGUGGGAAGGGGGAAUAUCCCAGCGACAUUUUACUCUGCCUGGCAGCGUCAAAGGACUGGGCCACGUGUCCGUGCUUUGACCAGCCAUGUGAUGAGGCAACUGGGCCUCACAGUUGGCCAAGCCUGGGUCUUGUACUGGCCCCGUCUCCCCCUUGGGCUUUUCGGGGGAGGGGAGAGGGGUUGGUGUCAGGUGGGUAGUGAUACUAAGAUUGGCAGCAUCACGUGGUUGGAAACAGGGGAGAGUAACUCUCCAAAGCAAGGGGGCAGGAGCGGAGGGUGCUGGGCAGGUAGCAGGUGGCUAUGAGGCAGAAUGAGGUAAGUUCUAAACGAGGGCAACAGCGAGGUGCUGUGGGAGUGCUGAGCGAGCAGGAGGUCAGGAAGGGUCACAGAGACCUCGCCUUCAGGCGUGAAGAGGGCGCCACCCACUGAAGAGUGCUUGGACUAAACCAUCUGGGGUCAUUUCAUGUCAUCGAGAAGGCAACAGCAAGACGUUCGAAGCUGCUGAGCAGGGGAGUGAAACGAUCCAUCCUGUUUAGGAUGAGAACUCUGGUGGCCCGUGCAAACGAAACCCGGAAACCCCCCAGCCCAUCACCACCACCAAAACGACCAAACAGACCAGUCUGAAGAGGUGACAGAUAGUUUAUGAAAGCCUACUAGGUGUAUUAGGAAAUGCUAAGGAGAGGACAGACUCGACUCCAUACAGCAGCUGAAGUGCCAGGGAUCCAGGAGUGCAGGAUAGAGAUCAAAGGUUUCUACGCUGGGUGCCCGAGAAGAUCGCGUGACCUGCUUUGAGCUAGGGACCCAAGAAGAGGGAGAGACUUGAACAGGAUGUCAACUGUAGUUUGAGAAAUGCUAAAUUUAAGGUGCCGGCAGGAAAAUAGUAAAAAGAUGUUUUAUAGGCAGUUAGAAAUUCGGGCAGAGGAGAAAUCGGGAUUAAGCAGUUAAUACUUGGGACUUAUCAAAAAAGUUUAAACCAGUCUUUCUCAAAAUGUGGAAUACAUACACUUGUACAAGAGAUGAACUUAAGUAACACAUGGACCCUGAAAUAACAUGUAAGCGUUGAAGCAAGUAACACUUCUGUUCAGAGUUGAGGAGAAAUGCUUAGCUUGGCUUUAGUGGCUCUUGACCGGCCCUCUAACGUAUAAUCUACCAAAUUCCCAGGCACCAGGCUCAGCUUUGUGUAUCCAACACCAUUUCACAUCAUACUGGUUUUCCAUUUUGGCAAUGUAGUUUCCUUUUAAAAUAAACAUUUCUAAGGU